Molecule: messenger RNA, 950 nt
Organism: Cryptomeria japonica (Japanese cedar)
Lineage: Eukaryota; Viridiplantae; Streptophyta; Pinopsida; Cupressales; Cupressaceae
Product: oleosin
Exons: 1
Coding region: 86-526 (146 amino acids)
Biological process (GO): lipid storage
Cellular component (GO): membrane; monolayer-surrounded lipid storage body
Source: RefSeq, a predicted model, not a curated record
GUCCGUUAGUAAAUCGGGAAGCCCAAAAAUAAAGAUCUGAGUAGAGAUCUGUAGUCAGAGUCUUUAGGGUUUCUAGGGUUUUGAGAUGGCUGAAUGGUGUGAGGGAUUAAUGAACAAAAUUCACAGCCAUGCUCCAGAUUUGGCACAGGUUUUCGGUUCUUCGAAGCAUCUGAUAACGGGCUCAAUUUUACUGCUUUUAGCGGGGCUUACUGCUGCAGGAAUUGCAAUAUUGUCCAUAGUUUUAGCCCCUGUUUUGAUCCUGCUGAGUCCCAUAUUGAUACCUGUGGGAACAGUGUUGUUUGUGACAAUUGCAGGACUCUUUUUGGUGGGGAUUUCUAUGCUGGGAUUCAUUUUGGGUGUUUCAUGGCUGUAUAGCUAUGUAAGGGGAAGGAACCCUCCUGGUUCUGACAGGGUGGAUUAUGCACGCUUGAAGAUCGCCGAUACUGCAAGCCAUGUGAAGGAUUAUGCGAUGGAAUAUGGUGCUUAUUUGCAGGGCAAGGUUCGGGAGGUGGCACCAGGAGCUUGAUUGAAUUUCUUUGUAUUUAAUUGCCGAAACCCUCGCUUGUUUGUGGUUUUCCCCUUUUGUACAGAGUAGUUUUGAUCAGUUCAGUUUUCCUGUUUCAUAUAUGGAAGUGUUUAGAUUUUUUAGGUUUUUUAUUUGUUAGGAUACGUAUUAUAGGUUUUGUAGGUUUCAAUGAUCUCUCUGUAUAUGUAAGUUUAAAUAGUUUGUAUUCUUUAGAAUUUGAUCCUGUAAAUUUAUUAUCAUCAAUAUUUCGAAUCGAAUCAAACGUCAUGAUCUCGCCAUGAUCUCUGUCAGAAAACACCACGAUCUCUGUAUAUGAAAUCCAUGAUCUUUAUCGGAUCAAACGCCAUGAUCUCUGUAUAUUGUGAUCAUGAAGUACAUGUUUGUAAGUUUCAAGCUCUGGGUAAAGUAUGGAUAGUUUUAAUCA